CAACUUUACACCUCUUCCAUUUAACUACCAACAUACAAAAAUGCUCAGAUUACGAGUUGCCUUUAAAAAUCAUCGUUUAAUUGUUCCAAUUCAAAACCCAAAGAUUUUGAUCAGUGAUUUGAUUAAAGACUUGGAAGUCAAGUUUUCCUCACACUUACUUUCCGAAUAUCAAUUGAAUAAUAAGGAAGAGAAGGAGAAACAUAUCAAGAUUUAUGAUUUAAUAACUGAACCUCAUCAACAACAACAACAACAUCAACACAAUGGUUUGGAUCUUUCAAAGGAAUAUUUGUUUAGUAAGGAAGAUAUUGUUGAGAAUGUAAUGAGAGAUGGUGAUUAUGUGAGAGCUGUUGAUUUGAAUUCUUGGAUUGAUUAUCAAGUUUCUCACUUUUGUGAUAGAAAGAGAGCUUGGAUUCAUCUUGAAAAAGAUAACAUUUUUGGUGAGAUUGGAUACCACAAGAAGAAUAAGGUCUAUUGUUUGUUCGGAUCUAAUUCACAAAAACAAUAUUUUGAAUUUUCAAUUGAAGAUUUAAAGGCAAUGAGUGAAAAGAAAUCUCAUGAAAUUGGAAUUGCCAAAGAUUUCAGAGGCCUGUGGUAUGUGUGUGCCAAGUUUGAAUUACCAACAAGUGAUGAACUCAAAGAUGAUAAGAAAAUGUUGUGUGAAAUGAGUAUUCACUUAAAACCAAGCUCUGAAGAAGAAAAGGUCUACAUUCACCAAGUGAGUGUUCAUGAAAAGAAUGGUCACUUGUUGAAGGGUCCUUCUAGGUUCUUUUAAUUCUUUUUUGUAAAUAAAUUGAGAAAAUCUAAAUUCU
Molecule: messenger RNA, 809 nt
Organism: Naegleria gruberi
Lineage: Eukaryota; Heterolobosea; Eutetramitea; Acrasida; Naegleriidae
Exons: 2
Coding region: 41-772 (243 amino acids)
Source: RefSeq, a predicted model, not a curated record